Messenger RNA from Volvox carteri f. nagariensis, 2880 nucleotides. RefSeq lists its product as uncharacterized. Lineage: Eukaryota; Viridiplantae; Chlorophyta; Chlorophyceae; Chlamydomonadales; Volvocaceae. The transcript has 10 exons. The record is from RefSeq and is a predicted model, not a curated record. Bases 1 to 2880 code for a protein of 959 amino acids.
AUGACUGUAUGCAUUGUUGCCACCUCUUCCUCAGCUCCCUGCACAACGAUGGUAAUCGACGCCAGCAGCGCUGCACGGCUCACAGUUCCCUUACCUCCUCCUCCUCCUCUCCUCGUGCUGCUGACCCCAGAAAGAGUCGUGAAGCUGAAGUGCACCAUUUGCGGCGAGGUGCUGGGUGCCAAAAAUCCGUCUGCAACAGCUCCCAACCAUCUUAAGAAGCACAACAAGGCAGCAGACAAGGUGCAGGAGGGCAGUGAGGCGGAGGGCGCCACACCUGCAGUGCCGUCCGGCGCGAAAAGGUCUCGCUCAUAUGACGGCACGCCCACUCGAUCCAUGCGGCUUUUCAUGCCAUCUGCCAACCAGAUAUACGUCUUCCUGAAGAAUCUGGCCUUGUCCUUCUACACCACCAACAUCGCCCUUCACCUUAUCGAGAACCCCUACCUUGUUCAGGCCUGCACUGCCCUGGGGGUCACACUGCCCAGCCGCUGGAAACUAGUAACCACUAUGCUUGACGAGGCGCACGCGGAAACAGUCUCUGAGGUUGAGAAAGAGUGUGCGGCUGGGGAGGGGCUUGCGUGUAUUGCCAGUGACGGUUGGCGGAGCCGCGUUGCGUUGGGUGGUACCCCACUUAUCAACAUCAUGUCACUGUAUAUCGAGCGCGCGAUCUUCCGCAAGGCCGUCACCGCCGCCGGUGUCGGACUCAUCGUCGCCACCAGCAGCCGCUGCAAGCCCUUCCGGUUCCGGAGCCGCCCUCGCUGUAGACCAUCCACAUCCGAGCAACUGUCAUUUACACCUCCACCUCCACCUUCCCCAACCUCCGGGUCUGAGCCCUUAAGGACCGGAGGUGGUGGCAGUAGCCGCAGUAGCUCGGGAUCCAGGAGCUGGGCCCCCGGGUGCCGCAAGGCGUCGCUGACACAGGCGGCCAAAGUGGUCAUCAGCUCUAUCUUACCGACCGGUGCUACAGCCCCGGCCUCCCAGCAGGGCUUCCGGUGCAGCGGAUUUCAUGGUGGGUAUGGUUUCGGCGGCUGCUGCAGCCAGGGCCGCUGUGGUGCCAAUGGCGUGGCAGAGGGCCAUGGUGGUGUGGCUGCCACCGUGGCUGCCACCGCCGCUGCUACUGCCGGCCCCCAGCAGGGGCCCUUCCGGCUCGGCGGCGGCGGCGCGGAUUUGUACGACGAGGGUGCUGCAGCCGCGCAGCCAGACACGACACGGGCUGCGAGCGGCGGAGCAACCCCGCCAGAUUCUCUGGGCGACCGGGGCCAGUCGCCUACGCCUUCCGGUGACGCUGAUGAUAGCCAUGGCACCUCAUCGUGGUCUGGCUUGUCUGGUGCCAUAGCUAGGUCCAGCUGUGAGGCCCAGUCCUCUCACGCUCACGACAGCGGAAGCGGCGGCGGCUGCGGAGCCAGCUGGACUAGCAACCCUUCAGUUGCUGUCAUGGUCGAGGCUAUGGAGGCUGCCGCUGGUGGCGGCCACCUCACUUCCACCUCCGCGCAGGAGCAGCAACAGCAGCGCAAGCUGGGUCAGGAGCGGGAGCCAUCUAAGACUGACGCCGCUGGUGGCACUCCUGCAGUCCUAGCACUGUGUCCGGCACCCAACGGUGAAGUGCCCGAAAUCACGUUGGCAGCCCUGGAGGACCUCAAGGGGGUAACGGCGCAUGACUUCCGGCUGCUGUGGAAGCACAUUUGCCUUCAGCUCGGGGUCCUUGUUGCUGGAGCGGAGGUGCACGGACCGGGCAGCUCGCCGUACAUACGACUGGAGCGGUUUCUGGAGCGUGCUCUGUCGUACAUGGACAAGAUUACACUGCUCUCGCCUGCGUGCUUUGUGCAUAGCAUGUACACCAAUGUAGAGACUGGGCAGCCCGAACGACCGUCGGACAGCUUUUGGAUUACAUGCGCGCGUUCGUUGCAGCUAUCUCCGCAGCAGCUGUCAGAAGUCAAUUCGCUGGCGGCCGUGUACGAACAGAACGUGAUCCCCGUGGUGCAGCAACGGCUGCAGCUGGCCAUGCAGCUGACGAGUCGCCUGGGUGCAGCCACUGGCCCGCAGCGGCCCGGCAGCAGAAACGGCGCGUUAACGGCGGUUUCCACAAUUGACGAACUGGCAGAGCAGCUAGAACGGAAUGUGCUGAAGGAGCAUCAGACACACUGGAAUAUUGGCGACUUCCUAUGCUCCAGUGUGUUGACACCGCUCCAAGUGGCCAAGGCGCUCACCGUUGCCUACCCGUACAUCCCGGAUGGUGUGGCCAUGCUGCACGCGUUCAAGCUUAUCAAUGCUCCAGACGACAGGAUGCCGACAGCACCUACAGGAGUGGCAGCCAACCCCUCUGGCCUCGCGGGCACACAACAGCCGCCGAGCAGCCAGUCGUUUCCCAGCCUGGCCGGUUUGCUAGCGAGCCAGCUGCCGGCGCUUUUGAUGGGGGUGGCGGCGGGCGGAUCACAGGUGCAAGCACGGGUACCGGCGGGACUACCUCUGCAGUCCGGCGGCGGGGCUGGUGCGGUCCUGGCGAAACUUGGGACUAGUUUACCGCCGGUGCAGAUGCAGCAGAUGCUGGUGGCGCUUUUACAACAACAGCAGCAGCUGCAACCGGCACAGCUGCUGCCGAGGACGGCAGGCAGCGCAAAUCCGCAGCCACAGGUGCAAUUGCUCAAGGCCCUGGCGGCCGGUCUUCAGCAGCAAGGAGCGACGCAGCUGCAGCCGUUGAUAGCGGGACUACAGGCGGCGGCAGCAGCAUUGUCGGCAGGGACACAAACCCAGCCUGCGCCCGGCGGUGGUCUGCCAGCCACGGGUCAGCUCCAAGGUUUUGCAUCGUUACUUGACACCUUGGCAUCUACCCAGCAAACUGCAGGCAGCAUGCAGUCUGGAGCGGUGGCCAGUCAGUGCCGUUGA